Molecule: messenger RNA, 1537 nt
Organism: Dermacentor albipictus
Lineage: Eukaryota; Metazoa; Arthropoda; Arachnida; Ixodida; Ixodidae
Source: RefSeq, a predicted model, not a curated record
AAGUUUUCUCUAUGUGCCCGCGAACGUUUUGGCAAGGUCGGAAAAACUGACGAAAGGACACAAGGCGUGCUGUGCGAGUGCGUGGUGUGGCAACUCGGGGAGCCAGCACGAGGGCGAAAUUUUUCAGUUUUCCAGCGGACGAGAGCCUUAAUUGGCAGGCUGGAACGCACCAGCUCAGCUGGAUCUCUCUGCAAGUCCUGUAUUCAGAGUUCAAACCUGAUGCUAUUUGGACCUACAAAGUCAUCAGUUGUUAUUCCACGAUCGUUGCUUCUCCUCCCAUGCUGCACUAAGACCCUGCAUCACUCCGUUCUCCAAGGACGACUGACCCGCCCCGCCUACGGCAUCUCAUACUCGCAAGAAAGGAAGGAAGGGUGCAACGCCGUUGGGAGGAGACAGCUUGUCUUUCGAAGAAGUACUCCACUGACAAAACGAAAGAAGAUAAUGAAGACACUUUGGAUUUACAAACAAAGAAUCUGCAAUUGGUGCCAAAUACAACGAGCGCACAUUCGCCAUCGGUCAAGGAUCCCCGACCGUCACUUAGCCACCCCACCAGCCGAUAGACCUCAAGUGACCUUUUCAAGAGUGAUUAGCGCUGAUCAAGUGUGCAUACCAUCAUCUUACACACCGGCGGCGAAGCCUUCAUCUCCCCUGUGGUGCCUGGGAGUGACGUUCACGAACGCCUACUCCUAUCGUAUAGGAAUGGCCGAGAGCCCGGUUUGUGACUCCUGUGAAUGGAGAAGAAACCAUCGAGCCCCUAUUGUGUACGUGCCCUUGCUAUGACGUACAACGCCUCUCUCUGCGAACAACUUUAAGCCGACUGGACUCAAGAACGUUUUCCGAGUCAAAGAUACUCGUACCGUGGCCACAUCCAUCACUGGCACGAAAAGCGAUUCGUGCACUAGCAUACUACUUCAAGUGCACCGGCUAGAGAUACCGCUUAUUUAUAGGGUCCCUGUGCAUCCUCCCACACACACUGUGUUUACUCUCUACCUUUUUUCCUGUUUGUAUUCCCUUUCCGCAACGCCCAGUGUAGGGUAGCCAACCGGGUGCUUGUCUGGUUGACCUCCCUGCCUUUCCUGUCCCUGCUCUCUCUCUCACUAUCUCUCGCCACCGCUGCAAAUAUCACAAGGCUAGAGCUUCAAGGCUGCGCAGUGUACACCAUACACGAUUACUCCAGCGCCCCGUUACGUACGAGACCCAAUAACUAGUGCGAUCUCUCAACAGGAGGUGAAAAGAACUACCCUCUCUCGAAAGACUUCGCCCGACUGCUCGAACUUCUUUUCUAUCUUCGAUUUUGAAAGCUUUGUCACCCUAGGAGCGCAACCGGUGGCACUGCUGCGUCGCACGUGGAUUUGUGCGAUUACCUCAGGCAUUCCGGUGUUUAUCUUGCGCUCCCGAACUCGGAGCAGGGAGGACGAUGAUGUUUGAAUUUGUUAAGAUUUUGAUGCGUCGAUGGCUCCGAUGCGCAAACGGCCACUUCGGUUAAGAGUGAGCUUUAGCGUGACUCCAAACGCAGAUGCACAGAAGUGUAAACAAG